Penicillium nucicola is the source of this 924-nucleotide messenger RNA. RefSeq lists its product as uncharacterized. The transcript has 2 exons. The coding region runs from base 1 to 924 and encodes 307 amino acids. The record is from RefSeq and is a predicted model, not a curated record. NCBI's taxonomy places the organism in Eukaryota, Fungi, Ascomycota, Eurotiomycetes, Eurotiales, Aspergillaceae.
AUGUCCUCCACAGCUCCUAAUCGCGAUAUCAUGGAACGCUUUCGAUCGAAGGAGGAGCAGCUGUUCCUCAAAUGGAAAGUGGUGAUGAACCCCAGUGAGCUUCUGCGUGGGAUUAUUUCAAACCAGGAGAAUGCCCGUUCCCUAUUUCACGGUCUGAGACGCCAGGUCAGAGCCAUCCGCCGUCGCUCGCAAGCCUAUCGGGAUGGCCAGGUCACAAUCUUUGACUUGGUUCUGAUUCGCCUUUUUGAUGCUGGACACUCCAUGCAGGACUAUGGACUCCUGGAGUUCUAUCUCGCUGAAUUUCUGGGAACAAGAGACUGUGUCUCAACCGCUGAUGCGAACCGCAUUGUUGCUGCCCAUCUUGCUGCUCAGCGUAUCCUGGACGAUGGUCCCAUCGACGAGCUGCCCACCGUGAAGACCGCCAAUGUUCAAGACCAAGAGCCCACCAGCACCCAGAACAGCACCUCCACCCACUACUCCGAGGAAGCCAAGCCACCCUACCUUGACAAUCUUAUUAGAGUCUACGAGCGAGCCAAGGAUGACUACUACAAGUCCGGCGUUACCCACACCCACAACGAACGUUCCAACAUUGUUCGCUUUCUCCGUGAUACCGCUGAAAACCUCUUACGAUACCUCGAGGCCUUUGACCAGGAACAUGAGCUCAUUCCCGAGCUCACCGAUGUCAUUAAGAGCAGCCAAGCCCGUGCCGAGGAGCUUGCUGGUGGCCGCAAACGCAAGUUCGAAGACUAUCAGCGAUCUCCAUCCAUGAGUCCUUGGCGUAAUACUGGAUAUACCUAUGAGUACGACCACCGCACCGGCCGUGGCGGAUACGUCAAGGAUGGAUGGGACCACAGUCGUGUCUCUGAGACCUGGAACCGUGCCUUGGACUCUUACCGUCCAAGAUAUUCCCUGCACCGACACUGA